Mixia osmundae IAM 14324 is the source of this 936-nucleotide messenger RNA. RefSeq lists its product as uncharacterized. The record is from RefSeq and is a predicted model, not a curated record. NCBI's taxonomy places the organism in Eukaryota, Fungi, Basidiomycota, Mixiomycetes, Mixiales, Mixiaceae. Gene Ontology annotation, molecular function: protein-disulfide reductase activity. Bases 1 to 936 code for a protein of 311 amino acids. Gene Ontology annotation, biological process: protein import into mitochondrial intermembrane space. Gene Ontology annotation, cellular component: mitochondrial intermembrane space. The transcript is spliced from 3 exons.
AUGCCAAGUACGUCGAGAUCGGCCUUUGUCAUCGCCGGAGGAGCCGUAGUGGGCGUCAUUGGCGGUAGCGCUCUGCUCGGUAGCAGCGGAUCGGACAAACGCAAGGCCUUACUCGCAUCGAAGAAUAAGGCAGCUACAAACGAGACGCCCAAUGUUGUGCACGACAAGGCGAAAGAGGUAGCUCAGCAGACGGCUGCUGGCGAUCCCUCCCAACCGGAAGAAGGCGAACAGGACUCGUCAGCGGCGUUCAACCCCGAGACGGGCGAAAUCAACUGGGAUUGCCCCUGCCUUGGUGGCAUGGCUCAUGGCCCUUGCGGUGCCGAAUUUAAGGAAGCAUUCUCUUGCUUUGUAUUCAGUGACGAGACGCCCAAGGGCGCAGGCUGCAUUGACAAAUUCAAGGGCAUGCAAGACUGUUUCCGAGCUCAUCCCGAUCAUUAUGGCGCAGAUAUGAUCGGCGAGGAAGACGGGGAUGAAGACUCGUCAGAAGGCUCGUCCGAGCCUGGCAUGAUCGACAAGGCCCACGACACAUACGAAUCUCUGACGGAGGCCGCAGAGGGCGCGCUUGGCCGCGUGUCUUCAGUCUUCAGUAGUGGGGACACGACUGCAGGCCGAGAUGAUGAGCACAAAUCGCAGCACAAGCAACAAGGGUCUUCGCCGUCUCUCAAUGCGACGACAGGAGACGUGCACGCUGGCGGCUCGCAGAUGCAUUCCACUACCGCUAGUAGAAGUGGCAAAGAUGCGCUCCAUCCCGAAAAGACGCCGAACACGACGGGCGGUAGGAAGGAUCCCACGGGGCGCAACGCGGCCAAAGGAAAUCAGCCCAGCGGGUCUAGUUCCUCCGCGCAAGACAAAUUCAAAGCGAGCGUUGAGAGCACAAGAAGUGGGCAAGAUAAAGAUCAAGCAGGCAGUGCAGCUAGCCGUCACAAAACUGCCUGA